This is a messenger RNA of Mandrillus leucophaeus (drill), 1617 nucleotides long. It is a transcript of the gene PKIG, whose product is annotated as protein kinase (cAMP-dependent, catalytic) inhibitor gamma. Gene Ontology annotation, biological process: negative regulation of cAMP-dependent protein kinase activity. The record is from RefSeq and is a predicted model, not a curated record. The transcript is spliced from 6 exons. Gene Ontology annotation, molecular function: cAMP-dependent protein kinase inhibitor activity. Lineage: Eukaryota; Metazoa; Chordata; Mammalia; Primates; Cercopithecidae. Gene Ontology annotation, cellular component: nucleus; cytoplasm. The coding region runs from base 714 to 944 and encodes 76 amino acids.
CCCUCCGCGGCUGCGGAAAGGGACGCGAACCGUCCUGGUCCCAUCCGAGCCGCCGUAGCGCGAGUGCCGCGGGAGUUCGGCAGCCCAGGUCGCCAAGGCAACGGGCUGCGCUGCGGGUUGCGGGCUGCUGGCGCUAGGCUGCCCCGGGGAGGCGCUGCGGGCCGGCGGCCCAGGCACUGCGAGGCGGCGAGACCGCAGGAGACACGGGGAAGAGACAGAGAGCGGGGUAAAGUGAGAAUCCUGCCUGCACCACAGGUCUGGACUGCUAACCUUGAAUCCUGGUUUCGUAAAUUCUGCCUCCGCUUCUGACUGAGGACCGCUGGAUUUUGAGGAAACUUUUGCUCUUAAUUCCCAUACUGAUUAGUCAACAGUGGAAAAUCUGAAGAGAUGCAAGCAGGAAAAAGAAAUUAAACCAGUAAGAUAGAGACUGCCACUCUCUGGGAACCUUGCUGUGUAGCUGAGCCUCAGCAAGUUUGAUAAUACAGACACAGCAGGAGGCCUGGGGAGGACCCAGCAUGCCCGGCCACCAAGCAGUGAUGCAGCUGGACUGUCCUUCAGCUUUCCAGAGACCUCCUGGAAGCACAGACUUUCAUGGGUUGAAGAGAGUUUGUGUCACAAUUCCAGUCCCUAGCCCUGGCCCUACAUGAACUAGUAACACCACCCUGCCAGGAGGAUGUAGCUGCUGAGGAGGCCUGAGGAGCGAUGCGACAGGCAUGAUGGAGGUCGAGUCCUCCUACUCAGACUUCAUCUCCUGUGACCGGACAGGCCGUCGGAAUGCAGUCCCUGACAUCCAGGGAGACUCGGAGGCUGUGAGCGUGAGGAAGCUGGCUGGAGACAUGGGCGAGCUGGCACUCGAGGGGGCAGAAGGACAGGUGGAGGGAAGCGCCCCAGACAAGGAAGCUGGCAACCAGCCCCAGAGCAGCGAUGGGACCACCUCAUCUUGAGUCUGACCUUGUCCAAGAAGGCUGGACGAGAGACCUUCUGUCCCCUCCCAGAGGGGGAACCCUGGCACUGGCCCAGCAGCCUCUUCUCUGAGCCCCAUGUCCCAGAUAAACCAGGCCAGACUGAGAAGGCUCCCCAGAGGCCUCUGUGGCCUCCACUCCGGGAAAGCCCUCUGCCCACACCCACAGGCUCCACAUUCCCACCACCUUCUCACCGUGCCCAGGUACACUUUCAAGACACUGUAACCACAAGAUGUUAUUUAUUGAGCUGGCGCCGGCACUUGGGCGGGGCCCUGCCCUACAGUGAGCAGCCCACGCAGGAACGCUCCUCUUGCGAGCAGCCCGAGCAGGAUCCCUGUCCCAACACCAACACCUCCUCUCCAGCCCAAUCUUCCGGGUCAAGACCUGCGUGUCCCUUUUUUAGAAAACACUUUUAAACUUUUUAAAAAUUUUAAACGUUUUUUCAGCAGAGACGGAGAGAGCUGACAAUCAAUUCACAUUUUUUAAGCCAUUUUAGCUAAACUCUCAUUGUGCACUCUGAGGUUCCCUCAUGGAGCUCCACAGAUCCAUUUUUAGGGAAGGGAUUUUGGCUCAAAAUGAUCUGACCACCUCUACCCUUUCCACCAGGAUAAGUGACACCUAGGACCCAGGAAAUAAAUGCUGAUGAUUUGUGUGA